GAAGAGAGAGAGAGUAAGGAGCCAGCUAUGAAUCCCUUCCAGAAAAACGAGUCCAAGGAAACUCUAUUUUCACCUGUCUCCACUGAAGAGGUACCACCUCAACCCGUCAGCCUCCCAAAGAAGCCACCUCCGAAAAUUUGUGGCUCCAACUAUCCACUGAGCAUUGCCUUCAUUGUGGUGAAUGAAUUCUGUGAGCGCUUUUCCUAUUAUGGCAUGAAAGCUGUGCUGACCCUGUAUUUCCUGUAUUUCCUGCACUGGAAUGAAGACACCUCCACAUCUAUAUACCAUGCCUUCAGCAGCCUCUGUUAUUUCACUCCCAUCCUGGGAGCAGCCAUUGCUGACUCAUGGCUGGGAAAAUUCAAGACAAUCAUCUAUCUCUCCUUGGUGUAUGUGCUUGGCCACGUGGUCAAGUCCUUGGGUGCCUUACCAAUCCUGGGGGGACAAAUGGUACACACAGUCUUAUCAUUGGUUGGCCUGAGUCUAAUAGCUUUGGGGACAGGAGGUAUCAAGCCCUGCGUGGCAGCUUUUGGUGGAGACCAGUUUGAAGAAAAACAUGCAGAGGAACGGACUAGAUAUUUUUCAGUCUUCUACCUCUCCAUCAAUGCAGGGAGCUUGAUUUCUACAUUUAUCACACCCAUGCUGAGAGGAGAUGUGCAGUGUUUUGGGGAAGACUGCUAUGCAUUGGCUUUUGGAGUUCCAGGAUUACUAAUGGUGAUAGCUCUUGUUGUGUUUGCAAUGGGAAGUAAAAUAUACAGAAAACCACCCCCAGAAGGAAACAUAGUGACUCAAGUUGUCAAGUGUAUCUGGUUUGCUAUUUCCAAUCGUUUCAACAACCACUCUGGGGACAUUCCAAAGCGACAGCACUGGCUGGACUGGGCAGCUGAGAAAUACCCAAAGCAGCUCAUUAUGGAUGUGAAGGCACUGACCAGGGUACUAUUCCUAUAUAUCCCAUUGCCCAUGUUUUGGGCUCUUUUGGAUCAGCAGGGCUCACGAUGGACCUUACAAGCCACGAGGAUGAAUGGGAAUCUGGGUGUUUUUGUGCUUCAGCCUGACCAGAUGCAGGUACUAAAUCCCCUUCUGGUUCUUAUCUUCAUUCCAUUGUUUGACCUCGUCAUUUAUCGGCUGGUUUCCAAAUGUGGAAUUAACCUCUCAUCACUUAGGAAAAUGGCUGUUGGUAUGAUCCUAGCAAGCCUGGCAUUUGCAGUUGCAGCAGCUGUAGAGAUCAAAAUUAAUAGAAUGACCCCCCUGCAGCCUGGUCCUCAAGAGAUUUUCCUGCAAGUCUUGAAUCUGGCAGAUGAUGAGGUGAAGGUGACAGUACUGGGAGAUGAAAACAGUACUCUGUUGGAAGAGUCCAUCAGAUCCUUUCAGAAGAUGCCAUACUAUGCCCAACUCCACCUGAAGACAAAAAGCCAGGAUUCCCACUUCUACCUAAAAUAUCACAAUAUGUCUGUCUACACUAAACAUUCUGUGGAAGAAAAGAACUGGUACAGUCUGAUCAUUCGAGAAGAUGGAAAAAAUAUUUCCAGCAAGAUGGUGAAGGAUGAAGAAAGCAAAACAACCAAUGGGAUGACAGCUGUGAGGUUUGUUAAUACUUUACACAAAGAGGUCAACAUCUCCCUGGCUACAGAUAUCUUCCUCAGUGUUGGUGAAGACUAUGGUGUGUCUGCUUACACAACUGUACAAAGUGGAGAAUACCCUGCAGUACAUUGUAGAACAGAAGAUAAGGACUUUUCACUGAAUAUGGGUCUGCUAGACUUUGGUACAACUUAUCUGUUUGUUGUUACUAAUAGCACCAAUCAGGGUCCUCAGGCCUGGAAGAUGAAAGACAUUCCAGCCAACAAACUGUCCAUUGCAUGGCAGCUACCACAAUAUGCCCUGGUUACAGCUGGGGAGGUCAUGUUCUCUGUCACAGGACUUGAGUUUUCUUAUUCUCAGGCUCCCUCUAGCAUGAAAUCUGUACUCCAGGCAGCCUGGUUGUUGACAGUUGCAGUUGGGAAUAUCAUCGUGCUUGUUGUGGCACAGUUCAGUGGCCUGGUGCAGUGGGCAGAAUUCAUUUUGUUUUCCUGUCUCCUGCUGGUGGUCUGCCUGAUCUUCUCCAUCAUGGGCUACUACUAUGUUCCUAUAAAGCCAGAGGAUUUACAGAAGCCAGCAGAUAAGCAGAUUCCCCAUACCCAAGAGAACAUGAUCAACCUGGAGAUCAAGAAGACAAAGCUUUAAUGCCUCCUUGGACUCCGUCCAGACCCCAAUCUCUGGCUUUGGUCUUGGCCAUCACCCAUCUUAAAGCAUUUUUUUCUCCUACUUGGUUAGGGAAGAGAAGUAGCAUUGUAUCUGAGAUGAUCUCCUACACUUUUCUCCUAUGAUAGAAACAGUUCUAGGACUGGGUUUUCCAGUACAUUAAAGUACAAUUCCCCUGAGACUCUUUGUCUUCCUAUAAGUUACUAAACUCUAAAUAUUGUGUAGUAUUGCUAAAGCAGGCUAGGUAUUUCUAAAUGUCCAUUAAAAACACAAAUGUAUAAUUGAAA
Molecule: messenger RNA, 2522 nt
Organism: Hyaena hyaena (striped hyena)
Lineage: Eukaryota; Metazoa; Chordata; Mammalia; Carnivora; Hyaenidae
Gene: SLC15A2
Product: solute carrier family 15 member 2
Exons: 22
Coding region: 28-2217 (729 amino acids)
Biological process (GO): oligopeptide transport; transmembrane transport
Cellular component (GO): membrane
Molecular function (GO): dipeptide transmembrane transporter activity
Source: RefSeq, a predicted model, not a curated record